AUGUCGACGAUCUGCAAUGACUUGUCGCCGUGGCCUCAGCUAUCCGGCAUGUUCAGAGCGCUGGAGCGAAAGGACAGAAACAACAUCUUGUUCAAAUGCCUGCUGUGCCUACUACAAGAAAAAAUCCUUUCAUGUUCAAAGGCAAGGAGCUCGAACCUCAGGAAACACGUCAAGGCGCAACAUGGGACACAAAUCCCUGCACUUGAGCGCAUCAUGAGGAAAAGAGCAGCAGAGGCAGCCGGAGACACCAUGAAGCAGCAUAAACUGAGUUUUUCAACCACGGGCGUUUCUCAGGCAAACAUUGAUGACAUGGUAGCCACUUUUGUAAUUGUCACUAUGCAACCCUUCUCUGUUGUGGAAGCCCCAAGCUUUGUGAAUUUAGUAACAAACCUGGCGCCCAACAAAACUGUGAUUACACGAAGGAUGCUGGUCAACUGGAUCGAUACCAAAUAUGAAGCAAUGCGUGCACAGUUAGUGUCAUCGCUGGAAAGCGUCCCCUACGUCACGGUUACAGCAGAUUGCUGGACGUCGUUCCGACGAGCUUACUUGGCAGCGACGGUGUCCUGGCUCUUGCCUGACUGCCUUUCGAGAAAGUCUGCAAUCCUUACGUGCCGACGCAUGACAGGGAAGAUAUCGUACGACCGCAUCGCCGAUGUUAUGUGUCAAACUUUCGACGACUUCAAACUGCACGGUAAAAUUACGAAGGUCAUCACGGACAAUGGCAGCAAUUUUGUUAAGGCAUUCAGAGUGCUAGGACCAGCAGAGCAGGGACAGGACAUGCGUGCGGACGAGGACGACGUUCCCACGGAUCCCAUAGACGUGGCUGCGCUUUUGGACAGAGUUGGGCAGAGCGAUGCAGGCGGACGUCUACCACCACACCACCGGUUUUCAGCGCACACACUGAAUCUCGUAGCGACGGUGGACGCGUCUAAGGCCGAGUCCUCUGAGAUAUUCUCCAGACCGCUCCGUUCUGUAAUGCGUACUUGCCGUUCCCUGUGGAACAAACAAGGGCAGUCAGCUACAGCUGCUGAAACUAUUGAGCGGUAUUGCGGACGUGCGCUCAUACGGCCAGUCACAACCCGAUGGAACUCCUUUUUUGACGCGAUACACUGCUUGCUGGAGCUGGACAACGCUGGCCAUGACCUUGAUGGAUUAUGCAGAGCUCUACAGGUUCCACCAUUCCAGCGACCACGAGACUUCCAAUUCAUGAAGGAGUAUUGCGAGGUGAUGAAGCCUGUGGCAGGCGCACUCGACAUCCUUCAGAGAGACUACAUAUUUCUGGGCACCUGUUGCCAACCAUAA
Ornithodoros turicata is the source of this 1302-nucleotide messenger RNA. RefSeq lists its product as uncharacterized. Bases 1 to 1302 code for a protein of 433 amino acids. The transcript is spliced from 5 exons. Lineage: Eukaryota; Metazoa; Arthropoda; Arachnida; Ixodida; Argasidae. The record is from RefSeq and is a predicted model, not a curated record.